Molecule: messenger RNA, 435 nt
Organism: Lycium barbarum (goji berry)
Lineage: Eukaryota; Viridiplantae; Streptophyta; Magnoliopsida; Solanales; Solanaceae
Exons: 2
Coding region: 1-435 (144 amino acids)
Source: RefSeq, a predicted model, not a curated record
AUGCAACUCCUCCGUGGCCAAACCCUAAAGCCCUUUUUCCGAUCAAUUUCCACCACCGCCGCGGGCGGGUCCGCCGUAAAAUCUCAUCACAACGAUGACAGGAACAGCCACGGGUUCCUUCCAGCAAACAAGUACCUUAAUUCAUGGACAAAACCUAAAGAUCCUAAAGAAGCUGAAGCUAAGCUCGCGUUUUUACGGCGCGAAUACGCCAAAAAAGUGAGGGAAGUUAGGAAAGAGUACAUACAUGAAAUGGAGAUGCAGAGGAUUGAGAAAAUGAGGAAAGACGCAGCGAAAAAGGAAGCGCAAAGAAUUGCUAAUGAAGAGAGGAAAGUUGCUAAAGCUGCUGAGAAGAAAACUAAAGCUAUGGAAAGAGAAGCUGCCCAACAAGAGUUCCGCAAAACCUUGGCCUCUAGUUCUAGGUAUCCUAUGCUUUGA